Molecule: messenger RNA, 414 nt
Organism: Ostertagia ostertagi
Lineage: Eukaryota; Metazoa; Nematoda; Chromadorea; Rhabditida; Trichostrongylidae
Source: the annotation of a GenBank genome assembly
AUGGGUAUACAGGUGACAAUGCAAUUCUCUCCAAUAUAUCUCAACAAGGUAAUCGAUAGCAAUCAAUAUGUCGAUUACCUGAGCAACACAAUUCCAAUAUUUCAGAUAGUAACGUUUGGAGUGAAAAUAUUCGCCGGUGUUUUGGCCGAUAAAGCCUCAUGUUGCCAGCCGGUCACUUCAGUGAAAAUAUUCAAUCUCAUAUCGGUUGGAGGAAUGGGAAUCGCCUUCUUCGUACUCGCUGUUAUACCAACGUCCAUGCCAAUCUUUGCCUUGGUAGUGCUUAUUAUUUGUACUUCUAUAAUCGGCUUCAACUGUGGCGCAUUCUUCCGUAGUUCGGCUAUUGUCGCCGCAUUGUCAUCAAUGCAUUGCCCAUAUCAGCAUACUUAUACUGAUCUUAUUAUAAUCAUUAAUUAA